Molecule: messenger RNA, 789 nt
Organism: Daucus carota subsp. sativus
Lineage: Eukaryota; Viridiplantae; Streptophyta; Magnoliopsida; Apiales; Apiaceae
Exons: 3
Coding region: 123-404 (93 amino acids)
Source: RefSeq, a predicted model, not a curated record
CAUUGAUAGCCCGGUCUGAACAACCCGAGCAGCACCUAUUCUGUUAAACCCCUAACAAAACCCUCACUUGCUCGCAUCUCCAUUUCUGUUUAUCAACAUCAACACAAAUAACUUGAUUAGCAAUGGCAUGGCGUGGAUCACUCUCUAGAACCCUCAUCUCGACGGCCAGAUCCUCCAUUUCUCGUCCCUCACCGCCGCUCCCUCGUCUCCGGCCUCCAUCGCUCGCCUCUCCUCGCCUCCGCCACUCCUUUACAAACCCUAGGAAUUUGGGUGAAAUUGGAUGCUCUCAAUUGCUGUUACCUAUGCUUGCCGGAACUCGACUCACUUCGCAUCUUAAUGCUAAUGUUCGGGCUUUUUGCGAGUUGACUCACGGUACCUUCUGCCGUUCUUGUCAAGAUCGCUAAUAGUUGAGUCUUACAUGAUUCACAUGAUAAUUAGCACUUGAGACUGCCAAUUUGAUAACAGCAACUGGAUUCUUUGAUCCUUGGUAUGAUUACAGCAAGUAGGCGUCUCAUGUGGAGCUUGGUUUUCUUAAGAUCUAAACAAUUCAUAAGAAUAUACUGUUAUUUUACUGAUCAGUGGUAGCACCUUUCCAAAAUAGUUAAGAUGCUUGCACUCUUUAAACCAUGAUAGUGGUUUAUCAUUUACUUGAGUUGAAGUUGAUGUCUUUAAAUAAAUUUUUAGUUGGUCCUUCUGGACCAUUUCAUAAUUGCAGAAGAAUAUUUCCAACUGUAUCGAGGAAGCAUUGCUUUGUCAUGCAAUUAUAUAUAUUAUCACUUUUGACUUUAA